Messenger RNA from Aspergillus oryzae RIB40, 558 nucleotides. Its product is annotated as signal peptidase complex subunit 2. Gene Ontology annotation, biological process: protein targeting to ER. Bases 1 to 558 code for a protein of 185 amino acids. Gene Ontology annotation, cellular component: signal peptidase complex; membrane. The record is from RefSeq and is a predicted model, not a curated record. The transcript has 3 exons. Lineage: Eukaryota; Fungi; Ascomycota; Eurotiomycetes; Eurotiales; Aspergillaceae.
AUGGCGUCUGCAGAGGCACACAAAGUGCCCGUUUACUCUGUCAAUGAUCUUAAAUCAACAACAGAUGAUGCCCUAGCACCGCAUUUAACUACCCUACCCCAGCCCUACGCCUUUACUCAAGACCACACGAAGACCAACGUCCGCUUCCUUCUAGGCUAUUCCGCCGUCGCCAUUGCAGCAUUCACAUUCUAUGCCGAUCGCACGCUAGGAUGGGAGGCAACACAGUCAACAUGGGUCAUAGCGGCCGUGGUUUCGUACUUUGUCCUGAACACCUUGCUCACAUAUUGGAUCUGGGCCGUGGAGGCUGGUGAGGUAUUUCGUGGAAAGCGCAAGUCUGGUGAAACGAUUACCAUUCGCUCCUCCGGGAAGAAACACUCUCCGUUGUAUAAACUCCGUGUGCAGUAUACAUCUUCUGCGAACAAAGUCCUCGAGGAAAAGGAAAUAGAGACGUCUUUCACAACCUGGUUUUCUGCAGAUGGAACUUUUCACCCUGAGCCUCUUAAGAAGUGGCUAGCAAGCGAGAUCCAGGUCCUGCGGCUUGCUGCAAAGGAGAAAUGA